Messenger RNA from Peromyscus leucopus (white-footed mouse), 5655 nucleotides. It is a transcript of the gene Mipol1, whose product is annotated as mirror-image polydactyly 1. NCBI's taxonomy places the organism in Eukaryota, Metazoa, Chordata, Mammalia, Rodentia, Cricetidae. The transcript is spliced from 11 exons. Bases 177 to 1388 code for a protein of 403 amino acids. The record is from RefSeq and is a predicted model, not a curated record.
CUCAGGGGCGCGCGCAGCGGGCGCGCGGCGAUUGGCUGCGCCUCCAGCCCGAGCCACCGCGCCGGCGGAGUGGGCGCGGAGCCUUCCCGCGGCUCCUCAGUGCAGAUACAACCAUUUGUCUUGCGCAAGAGGCUUCAGUGGGAACUGAGAGUGCAUCAGUAGAUGAACAGCUGACUAUGAAUUCUGAGCAAGUCAUGCAUGAAUUAGGCAAUGAAGUCACAUCUGAGGACCUGGAACUACCAGAGAGAAUCUCCAGCAAUUUACAGGCCAUCGGUCCUUAUCCAGAUGAAGGGCCGUCUACAAAGUGCAGUAUACUGGAAUGUGGAAAGAAUGAUAUGAAUUAUGAACCUGUGAUUUCUCAUCAAGUUAUCCCAGACUUAAAUAAAGAGACAUCAGUAGCAUAUCUCCAAAGAGAACUGGAAAUUCUCAGAACAAGCAAUAAAAAGCUUCAAGAAAAAUUGACUAAAGAAGAUAAGGAAAAGAGAAAAUUAAAGCUUAAGUUGGAACUCCACGAGAAAGCAGCAGCAGCUGAAAUUGCUGAAAGGACAGCAGCUCUGGUUGAAGAAGUGUAUUUUGCACAGCGAGAACGUGAUGAAGCUAUUAUGUGCAGACUGCAGUCAGCUCUUGAGGAGAGAGAUGAAGCAGUUGCACGUGUGAAGCACAUGGAAAUGUCACUAAAACUGCUAGAAAAUAUUAACCCUGAAGAAAAUGACAUGACAUUACAGGAAUUACUGAGCAGAAUAAACAAUGCAGACACUGGGAUAGCUAUUCAGAAGAAUGGAGCUAUAAUUGUGGAUAGAAUCUACAAGACCAAGGAGUGUAAAAAGAGAAUAACUGCAGAAGAAAUGAAUGCAGUGAUAGAAGAGCGGGAUGCGGCUUUGUCUCAGUGCAAACGGCUGCACCAGGAGCUUCAUCGUCUGAAAGAGCAGAGGCAGACUUCAGCAAACAACACGAGACAUCCGACUGCUGAAAACAAUCAGGAACGUGCUCUGAAGGCAAAAUUACUGUCAAUGCAGCAAGCCAGAGAAACUGCAGUUGAACAGUACAAAAGGCUGGAAGAAGAAAUACAGACAUUACGAGUUUACUACAGUUUACACAAAUCAUUAUCUCAAGAAGAAAACUUGAAGGAGCAGUUUAACCAUGCCCUUAGUACCUAUGAAGAAGCCUUGAAAAACAGAGAGAGUGUUGUUUCCAUCACUCAGCAGCAGAACGAAGAACUGGCCACCCAACUUGAACAUGCUCUGACUCAGCAAGCCAACAUGGAAUUACAGCUUCAGUGUGCUGUAGAGGUCUCCCAAGCAGCCAAUGAAAAAGUUCAGAAGUUAGAAAGACUGGUGGAUGUCCUGAGGAAGAAGGUUGGAACAGGGGCUGUGAGGACAGUGAUCUGACUGAAAAACACCCAGUCUGGGGCAAGCAAUCACAUCUGGUGGCCAGGCUGCUUCAUUCAACACUGUGUAAACACUAAAAGCCUUAACUUAGCAAACAGUUGUUAGAAGUGGGACACUCCAACCACAUUCCAAGCUGAGAUAAAAUCAAAUCACAAAUGUUUAACCACUUUGCUGCUGACUUCAACUAUUUAUCCAAAUAUAUUAACUAUGGGCUUUUACCAAUUAUAACGCCGCAGCUUGUUUUGUAGCUAUUUUAUAUUUGUGCCUUUAAUGUGAUUCUUUCUGCCGGUGUACUAUAAAAAUGUGUGAAGUCGGUCAGGAUCGUACCCUCGCAUAUGGCCCUUUCUGAAUCGAAGUGCAGUAAAGUAAAUAUUGUCUAAGCCUUAAUCCACUGUGUUAGGUCACAACUUCAAAUAAAUGCGUUUUCAGUAUAGAGUAUAUUUCUUAACUGAUGGGAGAAGUUCAGACAUGAGAGAAUGUAGCCUACCUUCAAUGUAUGUGUGCAGCUUUUGUUCUUAAUAUGGAAGAAUAUUAAGUAUAGAUGCCAUGAGUUAAGUGUAUAAUUUGCUUUAAUAGUACAUUAAGAUGGCAGUCAUCAAGGCAUGGUUUUGUUUCACUAUAGGUAAUAUACACUGUUUUCAAUAAAAAGAUUAUUAAUGUGCACUUGAUUCACUAUAGAUAAUAUACACUGUUUACAAUAAAAAGGUUAUUAAUAUGCACUUCUGUAUACAUAUUAUUGGUAUUUUUUUAAUGUUGAGUAUGGGUGAUUAUCUGAGCGUCACUUAAGCUGUAGAAAUAACCAAGUUUCUGCUCAUAGUCUGGGACACUUUGGGCUUGAAAAUUAGCAUGUGCCAGUCAGUAUGUCUAGCCUAAAAGGCAAGAAGACAUCAAACCUGUUAGCAUUCUUACUAUUUUUUAGAUUAUGAUUUUUGGUGUGGUAGAAGAGAACCUAAUAGAUAAUUAUACAAAAAGUAUAGUGUCCAAAUAUGAGGACUUAGAAAAAAGCAUUCUUGCAAUUUGGUUCAAGUUUCCACUUUUGAAUUUAUUUAAGACAUAAGCCACUUCUCAUCAUAGAUGUUAUGAAUAUUUGUGGAGGAUAUUGUCAGUUUUACAGAUUGGAUAGCUGAAAAGGCCAUUCCUGGAACAGGAUGAAACAAGCAAAAAAUAUUGAAUUAGUAAAAAUUUUAUAGGCAGAAACUUUUCUAAGUUCCUAAUUCAUCUGUAAGAAUGAGCUAAAUUAUUUAUCGUUUCCUGUUUUCAGGAUAAAUAUAUUCAGAAUGAUAGGCUAUACCAUUCUUCCAUGUGCUAUUGGAAAUUAUCCUUUUUAUGUAUAUUUUAACUGUAGAAUAUUCUGAAGCCCUUUGUCUGUCAUAAAUGAAAUAUGAAACAGAACACUGAUAUACUGUUUCCUCCUUACUAAAUCUGUAAAAUGAGGCUAACGGAUAAUUAGAAUCAUCUCACUGCAUUCAAAUUUGAAAUUCACUCACGCUCUUAGUGAUUUUUAAACUAUGAGAAUUAGAAGAUAAAUGAUAGCAGGCAUUAAAAGUAAGCUAACUGCAUCUGUUCCAUGGUCACAGAGUGUCACAGUCUCUGAUAGACCAGUAACCACUUAGUCACAGAAGCUAGUGCUGGAGUCGCUUCCUUGGGCUCCGUAACAACGCCCUGUGUGAAGACACAGCAUCUCCUAAGUUACCCGGGGAUACAGGUAAGUAAAGAAAAAAGCCAUUCCCGACUGCUCUUAACGUAAUCACAGGUAAAGCUGAAUGUUCAGUUUGGUCUUGAGAAACAGACGCUUUCCUUAAGUUAUUUACUCUGAAAUCUUAGAACACACAUGGUGAAAUAAAAACAUUUUACAACUUCCAAACGUCACUUAGAGCAACCGGUUCCUGGACAGUUGUACAGAGCAAGAUACUAAAAAAAUGAAACCCAGAGAACAAUUCCGACACCCACUAUUCUUCAGCACAGGUGUCCCAAGGCAUUCAACGCCAGCCCAGACAACUUCUGUCUUGAUUUUGCACACUUGAGAAUGCCCAGCAGCAGUCUUCCACCUCAUCGCUGUUUUUUACAAAGGACUAACCACUGAACACCAAGAUGCCAAUUCCUGAGAAGCCGGGCAACUGCCGAGAACGCCACUCUCCACAGUGUUUUCCGCUUUAGGCAUUACCAUAUCUGUUCCUAUAGGAACAUGGGAGCUCCCUUCUUAAAGUAAGCAAGACUUUAAAGAAAAGACUACUCUUGGUCGUAACACUUGAUCUGCAAAAUCAUCAUUUCACAUCUUUUUUUUUCUUUGACUCUACCAGUAGCCACAUGAUAAUUGCUCUACAGAUUUUAGCAUUGGUUUUUAUUGUUUUUCUGGUGAUUGUUAUUACAUUGAUUCUGAUGAGGAAGCAAAUGAAGAGCCUCUUGGAAGCUCUGAGGACUGAGGUCUCAGGACUGACCCCCCUUAAAUUAUAGGGCUCUCCGCCUCUCUGUAAGAAAUAGUAUGGUAAAUAUUUUUAUUUUCAAUUAUUUGUUAAUUCUUGUUCAUUUCCCAUUAAUCACAUUUACCACUAACUCUUCCCAGAUCUUCCCAACAUCCCUACCUGCUCCAACUUUGGAUCUUGUUUUCUUUUUAAUUUAAUAACCCAGCAACCUCAUUUGUGCUGCCCAUGCAACUUUUCAUGGAAGGCCGUCCACUGGAGCAUAGCAAAGGUGUCAGUGUCUGCCACUAGAGAGAUGUCUUGGUGAUCGGAUGGCUUACUGCCCUUGCAGAAAACCCAAGGUUAAUUCCCAGCACCCAAGUCAGGUGCCUCAUAACUACCUAUAACUCCAGUCUGGGGGAUCCAACACCCUCUGACCUCCAUGAGCACCAGUAUGCACACAAGACACAUACAACUCAAGUAGGCACACACACAACCAUAAAUACAAAAUAAAUAGGGCAGCCAUUAGAAGUGACGUCUCAAAAGAUACAUUUUUAACUUCUGUAAUCUCUGCUACUAUUGUUCGGUUUCCUAUUUACACUUAUGCAGGAAUUCUCUAGUAAUCUAAAAAAUUAUAUGCAUCUCUUUCUGUGUUUUGAACUACACACAUAAAUCCCUUGAUGUUAUUCUCAUCUUUGCAUGUACUUGGUCUCACUUAAACAUAGGCAGGAGUUAUUCUGAACUGUUUCUAAUGUGGACUGUUCCAAACACCUAACACUGCAGUGUUAUAGAAUGGUAGAGUAUAUUUCCAUGCGCACUCUGCUUUGUAGAGCACAUAUUUGAUUAAAAAAAAAAAACAGCUAUAGGCAAAGUAAUGGGUUACAAGCAACAUAUAAGCACUACAACAAAAUCAGUGAUUAAUAUAUAAUAACUUUGAUUUUGAUAAAUGAGCCAUUGUGUUUAAGGUAAUUAAAAUAGUAAAAAAAAAUUACUUCAUGAAAUACAUAUUUUAAGCUUCUGUUUUUUGUAUUUCAUUAACCAAAUAAACUGAAGAAUCUUCUUAUUGGGUCACUUACUCAUAGAGUUUUCAUUUCACACACCCAAAAUAAAAACAGGUUUAAAAGAGGCUUGUAGCUUUAGUAUGAAAAGGGUUACAUAGAAAUACCCUUGUGCACAGUUUUUAGAGAUCAUAAUAACUUCUUGAUAUUGCCACCUUCACAUGGUGAUUACACAUCUGGCAUUCUGUGGUGAAAUAACUGUGACAGAUGUUCAAUCAUCUUCCAUGUGAUUUGAAUGAUACACUGAUUUUUCACAUAAAACAGUGUGUUCUUGGUAACUCGUUCACAGCUAACCCUGUAUUUGCACAUUGCAUACAUAACCACAGACACACACAAAAGCACAUUCGCCUCUUUAAAACUGAUUUGUAAGUCAGUUGUUAGGCUCUGGCGAGUUCAGCAUCUUGUGCAUGUUUUAUUGGAAGUGCAUGUGGUUUCUGGGGUUUUUAAACAAAUACAUGAAAUGGUUGAAAGAUUUAUAUUGCCCAUGCUUAACUAAAUAUGUCAUCUCUAGAAAAGAUGUGAUUUAUUUUGGCACUGUUCUAAAACUCAAAUAUUUUAAACAUUUGUUGAGUCGAAGCUUGAACUAGUAGCGUACGUUCCAAACUAGCAUCUCAAGUUACCAAAUGUUUUGUAAUCCUUUUACUGAAACAGCCCUCUCUGAAAAGCUUUUUCUCUUUCACUGUGUUCUUCAGUGUGAGUUUAAAUUCAUAAAGGUUGAAGUUGUUUUUAAUGUAGGGUUUCAUAAAGAGAGUUUGACAAUGAUAAAUGUGUGUUUUUAAGAAUCAUUAAAAUGAUUUUUACUAAUGAGAA